AUGCCUACACCCAAGCACGAUGUUGUGGUCGGAGUUGACUUUGGCACUACGGCCUCUGCUAUUGGCUACUCUAGCAUUUUGCUAGAUUACCCCUAUGAUCGUCCAACGUUAAUCAAACAACCCUGGAGAGGGACUUUUUACAAAAAGAUUCCAAGCGUUCUUGCUUACAUUCAAGACAACCCUAAUCUUCUGGAGAACCAGUGGGGAUUUCCUGCUCAAAAAGAACGCAAUGUGGUCUCUUGGUUUAAGCUGUUCUUGGAUGAUGAUCUUAAGAUCGAGACCGAGAGCUGGAAAGCGGAUGCGAUGGGAUUGGCAAGUCCUCGAGGGAUUAUGUCUCUUCCAAUAGGGAUAUCCUCAAUUGAUACCAUCUCGGAUUAUCUAGGCGCUCUCCAGGCCAGGAUCUGGGACCAUCUCAAGGGAGAAUUUACUAAUGCGAAGAAGAGUCUGGAGACAAGCACCAUCAAGUUCUGUUUUACCAUACCAGGUCACUGGUCCACAGAAGCCAGGCGGAAUAUGCUUAUUGCUAUUGAAACAGCAGGUUUUAGAUCGAGGAAGUGUGACGAUGUCUGCCUACUUACAGAGGCGGAUGCUGCUAUUGUCUUCGCUCUGUCGAGCUCACGAGAUUCCACAGGAUCUUUACCUCUUAAGGAUAUUGCGAGUUUUAUAAUCUCGAAGCACAAUCCUCUUGUAUACGAUAAGCUUGGUCCAGGCUCAGGGAAACUAUGCGGUUCCACUUCGGUGGACAGGGAGCUUUACAAACUCAUGCAAGAAAGAUUUGGUGCUGUCUUUUCUAGCUUACCAUGGUAUAUGAUUGGGCUCACAAGCAAAUUCAUGCAGCAUUUCAUGGAAGUUAAGUGUGCGUUUACUGGACGUGGAAAUGCGAUUUUCCAACUCCCCCUUGACAUGAACGUGUCGCAACCCUUAAGCUCAGAGUGGUAUAAUCAAAGCACAGGACAUGUGUUACUAUCCAGUGCCGAUCUUCUCAAGUUAUUCCAACCCUCUGUCAGCACAAUCGUCAAUUGCUUGAAUAGCCAUAUGAGUGGGGCCAAUGGCAUCGGGAGAGACGCACCAGCCAUCAAAAAAAUCUUGCUUGUCGGAGGAUUCUCUCUUUCGUGUUUCCUUGAAAGUGAGAUCACACGUGCAUUUCCCGAUAUGACCAUCGUCGUCGACCGUCAAAAUGCAUUAACGGCUGUCGUCCAGGGUGCGAUCGCAUGGGGCAGUGGCAAAGUUGAGCUACGAAGCAUGCGCAGUCCGUGCCACUUCGGGCUCUUAGCCGUGAACCUAGUCGAUUUUCCCCUUCCCGGAGAUCGCUUGCGAACGGAUGUAAUGAUCCAAGGCGUAGGGACUUUAAUCCACCGAGAGGGAGAGUCCUACAUGAAAGUCAUCAACAUCUUUAUCUCAGGCAGUAAGGAUCCUCCCACCAGGGUCAGUGAGCGAGGUCCCUCUAAGAUUAGCACCCUGGCAAUCGACAUUUCGAGCAUCAACCUCUCCGACUGCGAGCGCGUUGAAGGAGGCGGACCCUGUGCCUGGAAGGUUAAAUACAUGAUAACUGCUCGGUUGGGAGACACCGAUGGUACUAUCCACUUUGAUAUCUAUUGGGAGAAGGCCCAUCUGGUGAAUUGGAAAUUCAAGCCUGGUUUCAUUCGGUAUUGA
Penicillium malachiteum is the source of this 1653-nucleotide messenger RNA. RefSeq names its product Hsp70 family protein. The coding region runs from base 1 to 1653 and encodes 550 amino acids. The transcript is spliced from 9 exons. NCBI's taxonomy places the organism in Eukaryota, Fungi, Ascomycota, Eurotiomycetes, Eurotiales, Aspergillaceae. The record is from RefSeq and is a predicted model, not a curated record.